UUUAUUUACAUUUUGAUUAUCUGUGUUUUAAACUAUAUUGUAAGCAGAGAAUGGUUCUUGUUUUUGUUUGUAUUUGGCGAAGUUUAUGAAAAUGAAGAGAGCCCGUUGUCUGUUUCUGUGACGUGCACAAUUUGUCGUCUAAUGCCGGCGAUUUCUUUAUGUUUAAUAUUGUUUUCUUCUUCGUUGUAAUCACUAAUCAGAAUUCUAAUGGCAACUAUUGGGCUUUGAUCUCUCGUCAGUUCGAAACUCAGGCUCACAAAUGAAGGGAAGGGAAAAAGAAAGAAAAAUGAUUUUCCAGAUAUUGUCAUCUCAACAAAUGCUGAUUGAUUUCAGUGAUAAAAAGGAUUAGGUUCUUAGCCAAACCAUGGAGGAUUCUCACAAAUUGGUCAACAGAAAUGGACUACCAGAGAACAGCCACUACCUGACAAGGCACUCCUACCAACAGAGUGCCAAAGUAUCCUUGCCUUGGCUUGAUUUGAAGGUUUUUUACUUGAGAGUUACAAAUUGUGAGAUAGAUGAUUCAGCACCCGAGCAUCUUAGGCUGAAACAUUUUCCACUAAAUCAUGACACUCUUCUUGAAAUAAAUGGUGUAAGAACUAGCAUCUACUCUGAUGGUGUGUCUUCAAUUCUUAGGAGGGACCGGUUGGAUAAGAAAUCUGAAGAGGUAACAUUUGUGUGUACUGAUAGUAUAAGGGUUUCUGGGAGUGUGAAGUUUGAGGUUUUUGAUAGGGAUGUUCUUUUGCUGUCGGGUGUACUAGACUUCUGUGCUAAAAAUGGCUACAUUGGGCAAUCAGAGAAUCACAGCCAGACUUGGAGUAUGAAUUGUGAAUCAGACAUUGUUGCUGAUACUGGGUUUCUGAGGGGAAAACCAUACAUGAAUCUGGAGCUGGCUUCACCAAGAAUUGAGGUUUAUGUUACCGGUUGCUUUGCUGGUACUCCUAUUAUCCUAACUAAGACUGUGCAGCUUAAUCUCCAAAAGAAGCAAAUGAGGAAGAAGAUGCUGAAUUCAAGACCAGAAAAUGGGGCUGCUGAAAGCCUGGAAGAUGCUCCGUCCAGUCUUGCCACACAGGUAUCAGGGUACCCAAACUACAAGCCAGAAACUGAAGACUACAACCAUCCUUGUGCUGCAGCGUAUUUAGAAGGUGAAGAUGGGGAACUGUCAUGGUUCAACGCCGGUGUCAGGGUAGGUGUAGGAAUCAGCCUCAGCAUUUGCCUUGGAAUAGGGAUAGGAGUCGGCUUACUGGUCCGAACCUACCAGGGAACCACCAGAAGAUUCAGAAGACGGCUGCCAUGAUCUACACCAUUGAUACUCGCCUUUCUAACCCAACAUCACCUGUUAUGCUCCCUCAUGAUCCAAAUCCUGUCAAUCUAAUCGGUUUCUGAGGCCACCCCAUUCCAGAUUACAUCAAAGAGAUCAUGAGCCUGCGAUCAAGUUCAGAGUCACCUCUGCUUGAAUUUUGACUUUCCUUGAUAAAAUAGCUUCUCCUGCACCUGAUAUUGUAGGAAAUAGCUUUGUUACAGUGACAUGAUACUACUUUUCUUCUUCUUCUUCUUCUUCUUACAUAAUCACGGUUGAAUCGCUGUUCUUGAUUUGCUCUUUCUCUUUCAAUGCUGAUAAAUGGAAUCGGAUUUUGAGAUA
Diospyros lotus (date-plum) is the source of this 1639-nucleotide messenger RNA. RefSeq lists its product as uncharacterized. NCBI's taxonomy places the organism in Eukaryota, Viridiplantae, Streptophyta, Magnoliopsida, Ericales, Ebenaceae. The record is from RefSeq and is a predicted model, not a curated record. Gene Ontology annotation, molecular function: phosphoglycerate dehydrogenase activity. The transcript has 3 exons. The coding region runs from base 365 to 1294 and encodes 309 amino acids.